AUGAACGCCUACUUCAAUUCGUCGGUGAGCCAGGUUUUAACUGGCAUUAAACGAGCUGUCAGCGAUUUUAUUGAAGAGCAUGAAAAGACGCCAAAAAGGACAGACGCCGAGAGUACAGCUCAGAGCCUAACUUCGCCAAAAAGCCCAUCGAUAGAAAUGUCCUCCAAAGAAGACUCUUCGGUUACGGAAGAAGAAGGAGAAAAAAAUUCACAGAAAGCACACACUAACAGGCGUGCUGAACGAGGCAAGCGACUUUCCAUGGAUGAAAUCUUUAGCAGUAUCCCUGAGGAACAGCCAAGUCCAUUAAAUGUCUCAACGCCAACGGAUACCGGAGGUUCACUAAACCAGGAAUUGGGAGUCCUGGAGUCCUCCAAAGUGUCGAAAAAUAAAGACGAGGAUUCUAGCAGUAAUUAUGCACAAAAAGCAGGCGAAAGUGAUGUUGCCUCCGCAACAGCGUCCGCAGACAUUUCGGAGGCCUCCACCAAAGGCCUGCACUCCGCCUCUGAAAGUGGUUUCUCAACUGAUUCUACAACAGUUAUAACAGUUAUAAAUCAACCCAGCAGGCAGGUGGAUGCUUGUAAUGAGAGACCGUUUUUCCCUUUCGAAACGGAGCCAGCGGCGGAUGAUACAGGUUACUUUUGCCUCUAA
Dibothriocephalus latus is the source of this 648-nucleotide messenger RNA. The record is from the annotation of a GenBank genome assembly. NCBI's taxonomy places the organism in Eukaryota, Metazoa, Platyhelminthes, Cestoda, Diphyllobothriidea, Diphyllobothriidae.